UUACUCGUGGAUAAGAGAACCGACAGCCCAAUACCAUUGUUACCUGGGUGCCACACAGGUAAACAUCACCUGUUCGGGUUGAAACCCUUACGAUGGUCGACUGUAGCUAAUGGCCCCGGACAGCUGCGAACGACCUUGGACCUGAGAUUACGUAGCGAUACUAAUCUUCCUAACGCCAGUCCGAUAGCGGCUGUGCAGCCCACCAUAGGAAUACAAUCUGGAUGCGAGAAGACCAUAUCACUUCCAAUCAUAGAUCCAGAUGCUGACACAAUCAAGUGCCGGUUAGCUGGUCCGACUGAUUGUGGUAUAGCUUGUACAACAAUCACAGGCAUCAAGAUAGACAAAGACAAAUGCACAGUGACCAUUCCGGGUACGUUGAAAAGUGGCGAGUACCGCCUUACUGCUGUGGUUGAGGACUUCCCACGCAGCGUCAUACAACUAGGGGGCGCGACCAGUAACCUCAACCAGCCACUUAGCACUGUACCGCUCCAGUUGACUGUUCACGUGAUCCCGGUCAGUGCGGGGUGUGGCCCAGUGACGCCCGUCAGUACAGACACUGGUCCGACUGUUGUGUAUCCUCCCCCUGGCUCUCCUACCGUGAAUCUACACACGGUCCAAAUCUCUUCUGCAAGCCAUGCAGAAGCGAUAAUAAGCACGUCGGCUGGAGUGAUCAUCUCACAAUCAUCGGACUCGGGUCAUCCCGGGAAUAUGCUUGUGAACACGAGAUGGACACCAAACCUUGAUCAGAACGGACCAGCGUUUACCUGUGUUUGGGCAUUACAACAGGAUGGAAUAACAUCCGAACAGCACUGCUUCACAACAAAUGUUAGAGACCAGGAUGACUGUAAGGGAGGCAAUACGUGUUUACAUGGCGGCACGUGCAUUGACCUUUAUAAACGAUUCACGUGUAAAUGCCUCGGUGGAUUCACAUCAAACGACUGUUCUGUCCCUACUUCCUGUGUAUCAUCAAAUCCCUGUAUAAAUGGAACUUGUGAGGGAAGGCAUGGGCAUCUGUUCUGCAUUUGUGCACCAGGGUACACUGGACAAAGAUGUGACGUUAGGGUGGAUCACUGUACCUUAUCCCCAUGUUUACACGGUGGCACGUGCUCCGACAAUGUCAUAGGGUCCUUGUGUACCUGUACCGCUCAGUAUACUGGAAGACGGUGUCAAACACGUAUCCACACCCUGCUACAUGCUACCGGCUCCUCUGUUACUGCAAGUUUGUUUUACAAAGCUACAGUGUCCUCGAAUAGCCAGGGAGUUCAGGUCGUGGAUUACGUCAAAGUGUCGGAUAAUAGCAAACAGAGCAUCAACGUCGUCGUGGACAACGACGGUCCGUCUUUGUGGCCAAUAGGUGUAGCCUUCGGGGGUCUCCUGCUCACUGCAUUAGCCGGUUGUGGAGUGUGGUGGUGCUGUAUCGACAAGCGAGGCAAGAACAAGGGAGUUAUCGAACCAACUAAACAGUGGGCACGCCGGUCCGCCGAACUCCAAAACCGCACUUCAAGGUCUCCUGUGCAUGAAAGCGCGCCACAGAAGACCGGGAAUAAUGUGACACAAAUGGAAACAAACACCGGAACGCAAGUGACGGGAGGGUCGCCACGGAUACUCAAUAUAUAUCAGUCUUCAGCCAACGACCCUCACCUACACAAGUGUGGUACCAAGUCACGUGGGGACGUAUACCACAACAAUACUUUCUGGUGAUCUGUCACGGACUGGAUGGGAUGCAAGUAUAUCCUCGUGCCGCCUUUUUGUACACGAAUGUAUAUAAUCGAUUUAUUUAAGCAUUGAACUGUUUUUGUAUGGUAUUUAUGAUCUAUUUGAAUGACACAGCUUU
Messenger RNA from Mizuhopecten yessoensis (Yesso scallop), 1834 nucleotides. RefSeq lists its product as uncharacterized. Gene Ontology annotation, molecular function: calcium ion binding. The annotation marks the transcript as partial. Gene Ontology annotation, cellular component: plasma membrane; protein-containing complex. Gene Ontology annotation, biological process: heterophilic cell-cell adhesion; establishment or maintenance of epithelial cell apical/basal polarity. The transcript has 13 exons. Lineage: Eukaryota; Metazoa; Mollusca; Bivalvia; Pectinida; Pectinidae. The record is from RefSeq and is a predicted model, not a curated record.